Molecule: messenger RNA, 786 nt
Organism: Caretta caretta (loggerhead turtle)
Lineage: Eukaryota; Metazoa; Chordata; Testudines; Cheloniidae
Gene: RBP5
Product: retinol binding protein 5
Molecular function (GO): lipid binding
Source: RefSeq, a predicted model, not a curated record
UCUUACGGCAGCAAGACGCCUGUCCAUAGGGCUGCUAUAUAACACCUCCCACCCCAAGACUAAGGGAGAGAAAGCAGGAAAGGAACCAACGAGGAGGAGGGAGUCCAAGGUCCCCAGCUUUGUCUCGGUCUCAUCCCUUCUGUUCUCCUUCCCUUAUCUCAUUCCAACCAUCAAUUCUGCCCAUCUGCCCUGUGAUGCCUCCCAAUCUGACCGGCUAUUAUCGAUUCGUCUCCCAAGACAACAUGGACGGUUACCUUCGGGCUUUAGACAUUAAUGUGGCCCUGAGAAAACUGGUUUGCUUCCUGAAGCCAGACAAGGAGAUAAUCCAUGCUGGAGAUCACAUGACCAUCCGCACAAUCACCUCACUGCGCAACUACAUUAUGGACUUUGACCUGGGAAAGGAGUUUGAAGAGGACCUGGGGCCAGUGGAUGGACGCAAGUGCCUGGUGAGAGGGCUGAGAGGACCGACCAGCGACUUAAAGGGCAGCUUGACUGUGACAGUCGUCUCCUGGGAAGGGGAUCAGCUGGUAUGUGAGCAGCAAGGAGAGAAGAGGAACCGGGGCUGGAGGCAUUGGCUAGAGGGGGACCAUCUGCAUCUGCGCAUGACAGCAGAAGAUGAGGUUUGUGUACAGAUCUUCCAGAAAGUGAAGUAACCACAACACCAUCCCAGUACUGGGCACUAACCCAUUUGGACAGAACUAGUUUCAUUGCAGAGUCAAGACCAAAGCUAUCAAAUCUGCUCCCCACCCCCCCCUGCUUUGGAAUAAAAAAUACAAGUGGCCAAAA